Messenger RNA from Tupaia belangeri chinensis (Chinese tree shrew), 1614 nucleotides. RefSeq names its product ubiquinol-cytochrome c reductase core protein 1 (gene UQCRC1). Gene Ontology annotation, cellular component: mitochondrion. Lineage: Eukaryota; Metazoa; Chordata; Mammalia; Scandentia; Tupaiidae. Gene Ontology annotation, molecular function: metal ion binding. Bases 59 to 1501 code for a protein of 480 amino acids. The transcript has 13 exons. The record is from RefSeq and is a predicted model, not a curated record.
GCACGGCACCUACUGCGUCCGCUCUACGCAUGCGUGACGUGCUCACAGGACCUGGAAGAUGGCGGCGUCCGCAGUCUGCCGGGCAGCCAGCUCGGGGGCACAAGUGCUGCUGCGCACUCGGCGCCCGCCGGCCCUGCUGAGGACGCCUGCCUUGCGGAGUACUGCCACCCUCGCCCAGGCCCUGCAGAGCAUCCCGGAGACGCAGGUCAGCCAGCUGGACAACGGGCUGCGUGUGGCCUCGGAGCAGUCCUCCCAGCCUACCUGCACGGUUGGGGUUUGGAUCGAUGUUGGCAGCCGCUAUGAGACCGAGAAGAACAACGGGGCAGGGUACUUCCUGGAGCAUUUGGCUUUCAAGGGAACAAAGAAUCGGCCUGGCAGUGCCCUGGAGAAGGAGGUGGAGAGCAUGGGGGCCCACCUCAAUGCCUACAGCACCCGGGAGCACACGGCAUACUACAUCAAGGCGCUGUCCAAGGACCUGCCGAAAGCGGUGGAGCUCCUGGCUGACAUCGUGCAGAACUGCAGCCUGGAGGACUCGCAGAUCGAGAAGGAGCGGGACGUGAUCCUGCGGGAGAUGCAGGAGAAUGACGCCUCUGUGCGCGACGUGGUCUUCGACUACCUGCACGCCACGGCCUUCCAGGGCACGCCUCUGGCCCAGCCCGUGGAAGGGCCCAGUGAGAACGUCAGGAGGCUCUCUCGUGUGGACCUGACCGAGUAUCUGAACAGGCACUACAAGGCCCCGCGAAUGGUGCUGGCAGCAGCCGGAGGGGUGGAGCACCGGCAGCUGCUCGACCUAGCCCAGAAGCACUUCAGCAGCGUCUCUGGGGCGUACACUGAGGACACCGUGCCCACACUGACUCCGUGCCGCUUCACUGGCAGCGAGAUCCGCCACCGCGACGAUGCCCUGCCUCUGGCCCAUGUGGCCAUUGCAGUGGAGGGGCCCGGCUGGGCCAACCCAGACAACGUGACCCUCCAGGUGGCCAAUGCCAUCCUCGGCCACUACGACUGCACAUACGGCGGUGGCAUGCACCUGUCCAGCCCGCUGGCGUCCGUUGCCGUGGCCAACAAGCUGUGCCAGAGCUUCCAGACCUUCAACAUCUGCUAUGCGGAGACCGGGCUGCUGGGCGCACACUUCGUCUGCGACCGCAUGAGCAUCGACGACAUGAUAUUCUUCCUGCAAGGGCAAUGGAUGCGCCUGUGCACCAGUGCCACGGAGAGCGAGGUGGUCCGGGGCAAGAACAUCCUCAGAAACGCCCUGGUGGCUCACCUGGAUGGCACCACUCCCGUGUGUGAGGACAUCGGACGCAGCCUCCUGACCUACGGCCGCCGCAUCCCGCUGGCCGAGUGGGAGAGCCGGAUUGCGGAGGUGGACGCCAGUGCAGUGCGCGAGGUCUGCUCCAAGUACUUCUACGACCAGUGUCCGGCAGUGGCCGGGCUGGGCCCCCUCGAGCAGCUUCCAGACUACAACCGGAUCCGCAGUGGCAUGUUCUGGCUGCGCUUCUAGGCAGGCGGCCUGUGCGGGCAGGAGGCUCCGCGCUCCCAUCGCAGACGGGCCACUCCGCUCCCAGCUCCCAGCCUGUGCUGCAGGUGACCUCCAAUAAAGUCCUCGGUUGAGAA